ACAUCGCGGCCGGUGUUCCUCACAUAGAGAAUCGAUUAGAAGUUGUUGUACAGUAAGAAAGGAAAAAAGAAGUAGAUCAAAAUGACACACGAAGCGGAUCCCGGCUGGCAGUUUCUUCGCCAGUCGCCAGAACAGCUAUUGGCGGCCACGACGAAGAAGUUCGAUUCGAAGAAAAAUGUGUGGGUUGCCGACCCAGAGGAAGGAUUCAUCGCCGCUGAAAUCAAGUCUUCGAAGGGAGAUACAGUGGUGGUGGUAACAUCGAAAGGAGUUGAGAAGACGAUCAAGAAGGACGAUGCUCAACAGAUGAACCCUCCAAAGUACGAGAAAACUGAGGAUAUGGCUAACUUGACAUUCCUCAACGAUGCUUCCGUUCUUCAUAACCUUCGUCAACGUUACUAUUCGAUGAUGAUUUAUACCUAUUCCGGACUUUUCUGUGUCGUCAUCAACCCAUACAAACGUCUCCCGAUUUAUUCGGAAUCGGUGUGUCAAAUGUAUCUGGGAAAAAGGAGAAAUGAAAUGCCACCUCAUUUGUUCGCCGUCUCUGAUGAAGCUUAUAGAAAUAUGACCAACGAUCGUGAAAAUCAAUCCAUGUUGAUUACCGGAGAGUCUGGGGCUGGAAAGACUGAAAACACGAAGAAGGUCAUCUCGUACUUUGCAAUGGUCGGAGCAUCGCAACAGUCGAACAAGAAAAAGAGCAAAAAGGACAAAGCGCAAGUCUCGCUCGAGGAUCAAAUUGUGCAAACCAAUCCGGUGCUGGAAGCUUUUGGUAACGCCAAAACUGUUCGUAACAACAACUCGUCAAGAUUCGGAAAAUUCAUCCGAAUCCAUUUCAACACCGGCGGUAAAGUGGCCGGAGCUGAUAUUGAACAUUAUCUUUUGGAAAAAUCUCGUGUCAUCAAACAAGCUCCCGGAGAGAGAUCGUACCACAUUUUUUACCAAAUUUAUUCUGAUGCCGUUAAGGGACUCAGAGAGAAGCUUUUCCUUACUCGUCCAAUCAAGGAGUACACUUUCGUGUCGCAAGCCGAAGUUACUAUUGACGGAGUUGAUGACAAGGAGGAAAUGCUUAUUACUGAUGAAGCAUUCGAUAUCAUGAAGUUCACUGCUACCGAAAAGUCUGAACUUUUUGCAAUCACUGCCGGUAUCAUGCAUAUGGGAGAGCUCAAGUUUAAGCAAAGACCAAGAGAAGAGCAAGCAGAGUUGGAAGAAGGAAAGGAAGGAGAGUUGGCUUGCAAGCUUUAUUGCGUUGAAUCUGAAAAGUUCAUCAAUGCUCUAUUGAAGCCACGUGUCAAGGUUGGAACCGAAUGGGUCAAUAAGGGACAGAACCUGGAUCAGGUUAACUGGGCUGUUGGCGCUCUUGCUAAGGCUCUCUUUGCCCGUAUGUUCUCUUGGCUUAUUAGAAGAUGUAACAAGACUCUUGACGCUCAAGACUUGUCUCGUGACUUCUUCAUCGGAGUUCUCGAUAUCGCUGGUUUUGAAAUUUUCGAUUUGAACUCUUUUGAGCAGCUCUGGAUCAACUUUGUGAACGAGAAACUGCAACAAUUCUUCAAUCAUCACAUGUUCGUGUUGGAACAGGAAGAAUACAAACGAGAAGGAAUUCAAUGGGAGUUCAUUGAUUUCGGACUUGAUUUGCAGGCUUGUAUUGAGCUCAUCGAAAAGCCACUUGGAAUCGUGUCGAUGCUCGAUGAAGAAUGCAUUGUGCCAAAGGCUUCCGAUCUUACCCUUGCCUCCAAACUGAACGAUCAACAUCUCGGAAAACACCCGAACUUCCAGAAGCCACGUCCACCAAAGGGAAAACAGGCCGAGGCUCAUCUUGCCAUCGUCCAUUACGCUGGAACCGUCAGAUACAAUGUCAAGGGAUGGCUUGAGAAAAACAAGGAUCCCCUCAACGACACCGCUGUCACUGUGCUUAAGGCUAACAAAGGAAAUCAACUUAUGGCCGAUCUGUGGGCGGACUAUGCCACCCAAGAAGACGUUGCAGCUGCUGCAAAGGACGGAAAGAAGGCUGUUGGAAAGAAGAAGGGAAAGUCUGCAUCGUUCAUGACAGUAUCUAUGAUGUACAGAGAAUCACUCAACAAAUUGAUGCAUAUGCUUCAUCAGACCCAUCCUCAUUUCAUUCGUUGUAUUAUUCCAAACGAGUUGAAAAAGGCUGGAAUGAUCGAUGCCAACUUGGUUCUCAAUCAGUUAACCUGCAACGGAGUGUUGGAAGGAAUUCGUAUUUGCAGAAAGGGAUUCCCCAACAGAAUGCCUUUCUUGGAUUUCAAACAAAGAUACGCUGUCUUAGCUGCUGAUGCUGCGAAAGCUGGAAAGGAUCCUAAGGAUGCUGGAGAGAAAAUCUCUGCAGCUCUCAUCAAGGACGGAAGCUUGAAACAAGAGGAAUUCCAGUGUGGCCUCACCAAGGUCUUCUUCAAAGCUGGAGUUCUUGCUCAUCUCGAAGAACUUCGUGAUGAAGCCCUUGGAAAGAUCAUGGCUAAGUUCCAAUGCGCAUGCCGUCACUAUCUUGCUCAAUGUGAAUACAAGAGAAAACUUGACCAGAAGGUUGGACUCAUUGUGCUUCAACGCAAUAUCCGUGCUUGGUGUACUCUUCGUUCAUGGUCCUGGUUCAAGCUGUUCGGACGUGUCAAGCCAUUGAUUAAGGGAAGCAAGAAGAACGAGGAGUUUGAGGCUCUCGAGAAGAAGUUCAAAGUACUUGAGGAGGAAAAAACACAGGAGGAGAGAAAGAGAAAAGAUAUGGAGGCGGAGAACGCGAGACUUGAAGCUGAGAAACAAGCUUUGCUCAUUCAGUUGGAACAAGAAAGAGAUUCUAGUGCUGAAGGAGAAGAACGAUCUGCAAAACUACUUGCUCAGAAGGCGGAUCUUGAAAAGCAGAUGGCCAACAUGAACGAUCAGUUGUGCGAUGAAGAAGAGAAGAAUGCAGCCCUUACUAAGCAAAAGAAGAAGAUCGAGCAAGAUAAUGAAGGUUUGAAGAAGACUGUUUCGGAUUUGGAGACUACUAUUAAGAAGCAAGAAUCCGAGAAGCAGGCUAAGGAUCACCAAAUCAGAAGUCUUCAAGAUGAGAUUCAAUCUCAAGAUGAGGUUAUUUCAAAACUCAACAAGGAGAAGAAGCAUCAAGAAGAAGUCAACCGUAAGCUCCUUGAAGAUAUCCAAGCUGAAGAAGAUAAAGUGAACCAUCUUAAUAAGACCAAAGCCAAGCUCGAGUCGACUCUUGAUGAACUCGAAGACACUUUGGAACGUGAGAAGCGUGGACGUCAAGACUGUGAGAAGCAGAGAAGAAAGGUUGAAGGAGAAUUGAAGAUUGCUCAGGAGCUCAUUGAGGAGCUUAACCGUCACAAGCAUGAACAAGAACAAGUGAUCAAGAAGAAGGACAUCGAACUGAGCUCGAUCCAAUCAAGACUUGAAGAUGAACAAUCCCUUGUUGCUAAGCUUCAAAGACAGAUUAAGGAAUUGCUGGCCAGAAUCCAAGAGCUUGAAGAAGAACUUGAUGCUGAAAGAAACUCGAGAUCCAAAGCCGAGAAGGCUAGAAAUGAAAUGCAAAUGGAAUUGGAAGAGUUGGGAGACAGACUCGAUGAAGCCGGUGGAGCCACCCAAGCGCAAAUUGAGCUCAACAAGAAGAGAGAAGCCGAGCUUGCCAAGCUCCGUCAAGACUUGGAAGAUGCUGCAAUCAACUCGGAAACCAGCAUGGCAGCUCUCCGUAAAAAGCAUAAUGAUGCUGUCGCUGAGCUCUCCGACCAACUUGACACUAUUCAGAAAAUGCGUGGAAAACUUGAGCGUGAGAAGAAUGAUAAGCAAAGAGAAGUUGAUGAGCUUCAACAAUCCGCCGACGUUGAGGCCAAGCAGCGUCAAAACUGUGAGCGCAUGGCUAAGCAACUCGAGGCCCAGCUCACUGAUAUGACUUUGAAGAGCGAUGAGCAAGCCAGACUUAUUCAGGAAUUGACUAUGGGCAAGAACAAGGUUCACAAUGAAAACCAAGACUUGAACAGACAAUUGGAAGAUGCUGAAGCUCAACUUUGUGCUUUGAACCGUAUCAAGCAACAACAACAUAGUCAAUUGGAAGAACUGAAAAGAACUCUUGAUCAAGAAACUCGUGAAAGACAAUCUCUUCACUCCCAAGUGUCAAACUAUCAAUUGGAAUGCGAGCAAUUUCGCGAGUCCCUCGAGGAGGAGCAAGAUGCUAAGACUGAUGUCCAACGACAAUUGAGCAAGGCCAAUUCAGAAAUUCAACAGUGGAGAGCCAAGUUCGAAGGAGAAGGUGUGUCCCGAGCUGAAGAAUUGGAGGAGACUAGAAGAAAGCUGACACACAAGGUUCAAGAAAUGCAAGAGCAAUUGGAAAAUGCUAAUCAAAAGAUUGGAACUUUGGAGAAGAAUAAGCAACGAUUGGCUCAUGAUUUGGAAGAUGCUCAGGUAGAUGCUGAUAGAGCUAACUCUAUUGCAAGCUCAUUGGAGAAGAAGCAAAAGGGAUUCGAUAAGGUUCUCGACGAAUGGCGCCGUAAAUGUGAAGCCCUUGUUGCUGAGGUGGAGCAAAGCCAGAGAGAAACUCGUGCUGCUGCCACUGAAACCUUCCGACUUCGCAAUCAACUUGAAGAAUCUGGAGAGCAAACUGAAGCCGUUAAACGUGAGAACAAGGCCCUGGCUCAGGAGCUCAAGGAUAUUGCUGAUCAGCUUGGAGAAGGAGGAAAGUCUGUUCAUGAUCUUCAAAAGAUGCGUAGAAGACUUGAAAUCGAGAAGGAAGAGCUUCAACAGGCACUCGAUGAGGCUGAAUGUGCCCUCGAAGCGGAAGAAGCUAAGGUCAUGCGUGCCCAAAUUGAGGUGUCUCAGAUCAGAAGUGAAAUCGAGAAGCGACUCCAAGAAAAGGAAGAAGAAUUUGAAAAUACCAGAAAGAAUCACAGCAGGACAAUCGAGAGCAUGCAAGUGUCUUUGGAGACUGAAAGCCGCGGAAGAGCCGAACUUCUCAAGACCAAGAAGAAGCUCGAGGGAGAUGUAAAUGAACUCGAAAUCGCAUUGGACCAUAGCAACAAACUCAAUGUUGACGGACAAAAAUCAAUGAAGAAGCUUCAAGAUACCAUCAGAGAGCUUCAAUAUCAAGUGGAAGAGGAGCAAAGAUCUUUGAGCGAAAGCCGUGAUCAUGCUAACCUUGCUGAACGUCGCUCACAAGUUUUGCAACAAGAAAAGGAAGAUCUUGCGAUCAUCUAUGAACAAUCGGAGAGAACUCGCAGACAAGCUGAACUUGAAUUGGCCGAAGUCAAGGACUCGGUCAAUGAACUUUCCAACAGUAACUCACUUCUUCUGGCUACCAAAAGAAAGGUUGAGGGAGACUUGCAGCUUUUGCAAUCUGAAAUUGAAGAGGCUAUGAGUGAUGCCAAGACCAGUGAUGAGAAGGCAAAGAAGGCUAUUAUGGAUGCUUCGAAACUUGCUGAUGAGCUUCGUUCCGAGCAAGAACACGCUAGCAAUUUGAACCAAUCAAAGAAAACUCUUGAAUCACAAGUUAAAGACUUGCAAAUGAGAUUGGAUGAAGCUGAAGCUGCUGGAAUUAAGGGAGGAAAGAGACAGUUGGCUAAGUUAGAUAUGAGAAUUCAUGAGUUGGAAACCGAAUUGGAAGGAGAAAAUAGAAGACAUGCUGAGACACAGAAAGUGCUUAGAAAUAAGGAUAGAAAAUGCAGAGAGCUCCAGUUCCAGGUCGACGAAGACAAAAAGUCCCAAGAAAGAAUGUACGAUCUUAUUGAAAAGCUUCAACAGAAGAUCAAGACAUACAAAAGACAGAUCGAAGAUGCGGAAUCAUUGGCCUCUGGCAACUUGGCCAAAUACCGCCAACUUCAACACGUCGUGGAAGAUGCUCAAGAAAGAGCUGACGCCGCUGAGAAUGCUCUCCAAAAGUUGAGACUGAAGGGAAGGAGUACAUCAGGAGUUUUCGGACCACGAGGAUUGGCUCACUCUAUGUCAACGACUGGAGUCAAUAUGAGACGAGGUGGUUCUCGAGGCGCAUUCCUGGAUGAGGACUUUGCUGAGGAAUAAUUUGUUUUAUUAAUGUUAAACUUUUAAUCCUAUUCGUAUUUCCAAACUCUAUUUGUACACUUUCCAAAAUUUUGUCUUCCUCUUUUCUCCCCUCCCGCUUGUCAUCCACCCAAACACUUCUCUGAUACAAUUAAACCAAAUUUACUUUUUGUUUUUGAAAUCUUUCCACCUGUCUUGAUUACUUAUCAAUCGUUUUUCACCAAAAACUUUUCACUUCGCAUAUUCACACUGCCCCCCAAAAAUUUUCACUUAUCGUCUUUUCGUUUAGAAAUAAACCUUUUGUUUCGUGU
Messenger RNA from Caenorhabditis elegans, 6296 nucleotides. It is a transcript of the gene myo-5, whose product is annotated as MYOsin heavy chain structural genes. Gene Ontology annotation, molecular function: actin filament binding; ATP binding; cytoskeletal motor activity. The record is from RefSeq and is marked reviewed. Gene Ontology annotation, biological process: myosin filament organization; myofibril assembly; muscle contraction. NCBI's taxonomy places the organism in Eukaryota, Metazoa, Nematoda, Chromadorea, Rhabditida, Rhabditidae. The transcript is spliced from 14 exons. Gene Ontology annotation, cellular component: striated muscle myosin thick filament; myosin complex; myofibril. Bases 82 to 6006 code for a protein of 1974 amino acids.